Monoraphidium neglectum is the source of this 7500-nucleotide messenger RNA. The record is from the annotation of a RefSeq genome assembly. NCBI's taxonomy places the organism in Eukaryota, Viridiplantae, Chlorophyta, Chlorophyceae, Sphaeropleales, Selenastraceae.
AUGGACUCAUCAAGACAAAAAAUAAAAAACGUAAAUUUUUCUUUAUUAAAAGAUAAUAAUCCUAUCUUUUGGAAUUUUUCAUUAGAUAAAGUAAGAUUAAAAAAUUUUGUGUCAUGGUUUUUUAAAAACCAUGGUGAAAAAAAAACACUUCAAUUAUUAGAGCAAUUAAAAAAUUUAGGAUUUGGUUAUGCAACUCAAGCAGGAAUCUCUUUAGGUAUCGAAGAUUUAAAAAUUCCACCUAAUAAAAAUAAAUUGUUAGCUGAAGCCGAAAACAGUAUUUCUAAUUCACUUAUUAGUUAUCGUAAAGGAGAAAUUACUGGUAUUGAAAAAAGGCAGCAAUUUAUUGAAACUUGGCAUGAAAUUAGUGAAAAUUUAAAGCAAGAAGUUGUUCGUUAUUUUGAAAAAACAAACAUUUUGAACCCAGUUUAUAUGAUGGCUUUUUCAGGGGCUCGUGGGAAUUUAUCACAAGUGCGCCAACUUGUUGGAAUGCGAGGGUUAAUGUCUGAUCCUCAAGGUAAAAUUAUUGAAUUUCCUAUUCAAAGUAAUUUUCGUGAAGGAUUAACUCUAACAGAAUAUUUAAUUUCAACUUAUGGAGCUCGUAAAGGUAUUGUUGACACAGCUUUAAGAACUGCGACAGCAGGUUAUUUAACUCGACGUUUAGUCGAUGUAGCACAGCACGUUAUUGUAUCCACUUUUGAUUGUGGAACGAAAAGAGGUAUUUUUCUUUUUGAUAUGAAAGAAGGAAACAAAACUAUUUAUUCUUUUUCAAAUCGAUUAAUUGGACGAGUCCUUGCGCAAAAUAUUUAUGCAUCUGUAAAUGUUAACCAGCUUUUAAAAACUGAAGCAUCCAAGUCAAAGCUCGGGUUUCGGAAUCAAGAAAUCAAUACAGAAUUAGCAACUGCUAUUGCGAAACUUCAUAAAAAAGCAUUAGUUCGUUCUCCUUUAACAUGUGAAACUAGAAAACUCGUUUGUCAACUUUGUUAUGGUUGGAGUCUAGCGACCUCACGUUUGGUUUCCGUCGGAGAAGCUGUCGGAGUUAUUGCAGGUCAAUCUAUUGGUGAACCGGGAACACAAUUAACAAUGAGAACUUUUCAUACUGGAGGGGUUUUCUCGGGAGAGAUUACAGAACAGAUCAAUGCACCUUUUUCUGGAAUCGCUGAGUAUUCAGAACCCAUUUCAGGUGCUUGUAUUCGCACACCACUAGGUUUUUUAGCUUUUUUAACAAAAACAAACGGUACCCUUUUUUUCAAAAAAUCGAAAAUGAAAUUGUUAGAAGAUGAUUCUUUACACUUAAACAAAACACUGACAAAUGAAUCGUCAGUAAUGAAUGUUUAUAAAAUCCCCUCUUUUACUGUUUUGUUUGCACGUCAUGGUGAAUUCAUAGAAAAAAGCAAAUUUUUAGCACAAAUUUCUUUGUUUCCUACGGGGCAAAAAACCACUCAGACAAUCGAACAAACUAUUUAUUCUUCACUAGAAGGCGAAGUUUAUUACAAUCAAAUUGAUCUUUUAGAAGAUAUCGAUGAAAAAUAUGGGGAACAUAUUUCAAAAGCGGAAGAUUGGUCAAAAGUUUGGGUACUUUCAGCAAAAAUUUCUAAUAAUACAUUGGUUUCAGACUACUUACCUAAGUGUGGAGAUUUUGUUUCAAAAAAUUCUAUUGUUAAUCAAAUUCAAUGGUUGACAAAUUUUUCACAACCUUCUUAUAUUAAUUAUAAUACAUCAAAUGCUUCAAACUUUAAAAAUUCAGACUAUUCAUAUGAAUCAAAACGGUUGUUUAAGUCUUUUCAAAGUUAUUCUUUAUCAAACAAUAAAUUGAAAUCAAAUCUAACGCUAAAUUCAUCUUUCAAUGCUGUUUUAGCUCUUAAAACAAAAUCAAUAGACAAUUUCUCUUCAAAUUUUAAAAUUUUUUCUAAAUAUCAAAAAAGAAAAAAAUUUUUGUUAAAUAAUAUAAACUUGACGAAUUUAAAUCAAAGACAAAUUUUUUCUGUUUACUAUUUACGAAACAUACAAACUUGUUUUGUAUACCCAUAUCAAUUCAAUUUUCGUUAUAAUUUUCUAAAGUCAAUUGCCCAAACCGUUAUUUUUUUACCUAUCUUAGGUUCGGGAGUUUUAACAAAUUGGUUAAACUUAAAAAGUUUAAAACACAAAAAAAACAAAAAACAAAAAGUAAUGAACUUAGUACAAAAACAAUCUACAGUUUUAGUAAAAAGAUUAAAUUUAAAUAAAAAAUUUAAAGUUAGGCACAAUGUUGUUAUGCGAGGGCAAGCCUCUAGGCCCGGGGGGGCUUUGCCCCCGGGGCCUCAGAAAUCCCCUCGCUCGGGGGGCCAAGGGCCCCCGCAAAGCCCGAGACCCAAUGGGUCGGGGGGUUCCCCGAGGGCCCUCGGCCCGGGGGGGGGACCCCCCCGCGCAUUAAAUAAAACGAAUUUUUUCCAUCCAUUAAUUUUAGCAAAUUUUGUUUCUUUUUCAUCAACUUUAAACACGAAAACUCUUAAAAAUUUUUAUAAAAGAAAAUCUAAAAUUUCAAAUGUGAAAUUAGAAAAAUCAAUUGUUUAUCCUUAUUUUCCUAACAAUUAUCCCAAUCCUUUAAGUGAGUAUAAUUAUUUAAAUAAAUCAGACACAGAUUUUUGGUUGUAUAAAAAAUCUAUGGAAAACGUUUUCAACAAAUUUUCUUUCAAAAACCAAGCUCAAUUAAAAAAUUUGCAAAACUCAAAACAAAAAAAACAUCACGGAUCUUCUAUAAUAACGAAAUUCGAAAAGAAUAAAAUAAGAAAUAUCUUUUUUAAAAAAACUACAACCUUAAAACGGGAACAACUUUCAAUAAAAACUCCUAUUCUUUUCUUAAAUACUGAAAAAAUUUGUUAUAGAAAACUUGGUUAUUUUGUUUCGAUUGAAAUAGAACCAAAUAAAAGAGAUCAACUUUUUAGUUUUUUACCUCUUCAAAAUGACUCUUCUAUGGAUAUUCAUAAAAUACAUAUAUUGAAUAAGUCUUUAGGGUUUUCUUCAUUUUUAUCCUUAAAAAAAAAUUUAAAAAAUACAAAAUUAAAAAACCCUAAUGCGAAUAAUACUUUAAAUUUAAACAACACUGAUUCGUGGAGUCUAAACUCAAACCAAGGCUUUUAUUGGUUUCCAGAAUUUUCACAAACCAUAACCAACGGUAUUUUUUCAGUUUUAGGUCCAACAAUUUCUCAAAAGAUUUUUAAAACAAAAUUUUUUAAACUUAAAACAAAAAAUACAAAAAGUGCUUUUUUUUAUACAAAAAAAUAUAUUCAGUUUCUAAAUCUUGCCCAAUCACAAAUAACUAAAAAAAAUCUGACAAACAAAAUGAAUUUUAGUAAGACGUUCAGGAAAAAAAAAUUUUCUAAAUUUUUAAAAAAUCAAGAAAAAAAUAAAGGUACUAUUUUUCAAUCUGUUUUGUUUUCUAAUUUGGCUAACAUCAAUUUAGCAUAUCACAGUGAAACAAAAGACGUACGUUUUACUAAUAAAAAUUUCUAUUUAAGUCAUUUUAAUCAAGAUUCUUUUUCUAAAAAAUUACAAUUAAUUUUUAUGAAUAUCGAAAAUUAUCAAAUGUUUCACUUUGUUUCGCCUUUAAAUAAAUAUCCCUGGUUUGAAAAAAAAAGUCACGAAAAGGCUUUCAAUUAUUUAAAGACACUAAAUCACAAAUCAUUGAAACAGCAACUUAAAUCUAAUUAUAUUUCAGUAAAGAAAUCUUUUAUUAUAGACAACUUCAAACAAACUGAAAAAAAAGAUUCUAAAAAAUCUAGUGAAAGAAAGAUAUUUUCUUUUUCUAAAAAAGAUUUGGAAUAUUCUAAAAAUUUAACUGUUAAGCUAAAUCAGUUUAAAAAAUUGUCAACACCUUUUCAAGAAAUUUAUUGGUUAGCUCAAGAAAAUUAUUCUUUAAAUGUAUUAAUUAAUAAUAAUAAGUUGAAAAAUUUUGGUUUAAAUGAAUCUCGAUUUAUUUUUAAUUCAAAUCAUACAAAUUUUAACCGAAUUAAAGAAAGAACUAACAUUUAUUUAACAAAUUAUCAAGGAUUAAAAAAAGAGUUUGUCUUUAAAUAUGAUGGUUUGCUUAAAAUUCAUACAUCAGAAGUUUUAAACACGUUUAAUAAAAAUGGACAAUUGGACAAACCGGUAAAUUUAAACUUCACAAAAUCAUCUUCUUUAGCCCAUUCUAAAUUAAAAGUGAAAUUUAUUAAAUAUGUUUUAAUGAAAAAAAAUUUCAAACGAAAUUUGUUCUUAAACACUCAAACACAACAAAAUUUGCAUAAAUCAAAGGUUAAUGGUUUAUUUUGUGUAAAUCUUAAAAACUAUAAUAAUUUUUUAAGUUCUUUACCUCUUUUACAAAGAACAAAUAUCUCUACUCGAAGUCCAGAAAAUUUUACAACUGUUAAAAAUUUUGCAAAAAAAAAAUAUUCUAAAAAAAUUUCAAAAACUAAAAAUUUAGCAUUAAAUAUUACCUUAAAACCAGGUUGGAUUUAUAAAACGACAAAUUUAUCGAAUAUUUUUAAUAUUCACAAACUUUUAAUUUCAGCUGGAAAUAAUUUAUUAGAUGACAUUUGUUUUGAGCAACAAAAUAUUUUUGUCGAAAUAAUUUCAUUGAAUAAAAUGUGCUUGCCAAAUUUAUUCAAGACUGAUUUUAAAAAUCAGAAAUCAACAAAUUCAUUUAAUACGUUAAUAAAAGUCAAAAAUUCUAAAUGUCGUUUUUUACAAAAAAAUAAAGAUAUUAAACAAAAGCAUCAAAAGAAUUUACUAAAAUUUGGGGGAACCAACGGUCGAUGGGGCCCACGGGGGGGGGAAACCCCCCCGCAAGCGCUUAGGUUUAUAAAACCUAAAAGAACCCCGAGUGCUUCUCGAAGCCCUCGCAAGCUCCGUGAUGUUACUGCUUUAUUUUUCUUGAUUCGACCUUUAAAUCAUAGGCUUUUUCCUAACCAUCAACAAAUGAAAAGAGCACUCUAUAAAUGUAUGCAAAAAAAACGAACAAAUGAAUUGAACUCAUCUAAUUUUCUUUAUAAAAAAUAUUUUUCAAAUGAACUCAAUCAACAAACAAACGCGUUAAAAAGUCUUUCAAAUUUUGAACCACUAGAUUUCCAGUUAACUCGGAUGAAUUUAUGGGAUUCCACAUUUGUUUCAAAGAAACAAAAAUUUUUACUUUUCAAUUCAAAAAAACUAAAUCCAAAACAGAAAAUUGAAGAAACACCAAAAAAAACUUCGUUUUCAACCCUAUUCCCAAACUCUUUUUUUAAAUCUUUUUCAAAAAAAGGACAGGUUUUUUAUUUAGCUAAAAAGAUUUCCAAUUUUUUUUCAAAUUCAUCGAAUUUUCGAAAAUACGAACGAGGACGCAACUGUAUUUUGGAAAAAGCUUAUUUUUCUAAUUAUUCAGUAAAUUUUACACAGUGCAAAGUUUCUUUAAGUUUAUCACGGUCAUCUAUAGCGAAUGCAUCGACAACUGCCGCUGGUUUUUUAGCUUACUCUUUUCCACAAAUCUCUUUAAAUAAAGAGCCUACAAGAAUGGAUUUUUCUGAAUAUAGCUCUACAGAAUACAAUAAUUAUUUGAAAAACCAAUAUUUAAGGAUUUUAAUGAUAAGAAGUUCUCACUCACUUUUUCAAAAAAAUAACGCUUUUUUUAGUAAGACUCAAAAAUUUAGUGAAGUUAGCAAUUCUUUAGAAAAGUCACGAUUUCGAUUUUAUAAAAAAAGAAUUAUUAACUUACAAUCUUUUUUGAACUUUUAUAAUUCUAUGCCGUUUUUUGAAUAUUCUUUAAAUCAAAAAUAUGGUUUCUUAGCCAAUCAAAAAUUGUUUGCUUCAUCUUUUUAUAAACAACAAUUUGAAAAUUAUUUCAAAAUUACAGUUUUAGACAGUAAAACAAUUUUCAAUGAAACUUUCAACGGAAAACGAUUUAUUCAGAAAAAAAGAAACAAAAACGUAGUUUCAGAUUUUUCUCGUAACUUUCCAAUUUCAAAAAAUCAUUUAAUCUUAAAAAAGAAUUUUUUAAAAAAUACGAUGUCCCUAGGUUUAACAAGUUUUUAUAGUCCUUAUGAGGGUGAAGUUUUAAAAAUUUAUAAUCAGAAUUCAGAUAUCUUAAACUUAAGAAAAAGCGUAAAUGUGUAUCUGGAAACAGGAUUAGAGCAAGAAAGACAACAACAAAAAUUGAUUUUAACAAAAUCAGAUAUAUUUGGUUUAGAACUUCCAAUUACUAAAGUUUCUUUUUUAGACUUAAAAAAACCAUUGCAAUCACCUGUCCGUUUUUUCGAUUCAAUGUGGGGUUCAAAACAAAGUUCUAACGUUGUUUUAUCUGUGCCAAGCUCAGAAUCUUCGAUUUGGAGAAAGAUCGAUUUUUUUCGCUCAUUCUUUAGAACCGUUGACAGUUGGAAAAAUUCACGCGAGUGGCAUCCGCUAAAUCGAGGCCACGAAAAAACAAAUUUUUCUAAAACCUAUAAACCAGAGAUCUUCAAUUUUAAUCAUUUAGAAGAUCAAACAUUUUUUAACCUGAUAUCGACAAAAAACUCUUUAAAAUUUUUACUGUUUUAUCAUGAAAGAUUUAAACGAUUAGAAAAACAUUAUUAUGAUGAAUUUGAUUUAAAUCAAUAUAAAAUUUCUGACUUUAAUACGCAUUAUAAAAAUAAACGUUAUAAAAUAAAAACAGUGAGUUUUGACUUGAUUAAUCAAAAUAAAAAGUUACGUUUAGGAGCAUUUGUUAGUACAGGUGAGAAGUUUUAUUCUAAUUUAACUUUUUUAAAGUCAGGUUUGAUUAUUCACUUAAGUUCAAAAAAAUUAACAUUACGAAAAGCUCAAUUCUUUUUUAUUUCUCCUCAAGCUAUACUACAUACAUAUCAUGGGCAUUGUUUAACAAAAAAUUCGCCAGUUAUGACUCUUCCAUUUCAAACAUUAAAAACAGGUGACAUUGUCCAAGGAAUCCCAAAAGUUGAACAAUACUUAGAAGCUCGUACAACAAUUCGUGGUCGAUUAUUUUUAAAUAGUUUACCUGUUUUACUUUAUGCUAUUUACCAGCGUUAUUCGUCUCAAUUAAAUAUGGAAAAAGCAGUUCAACAAAGUUUUUUAAAAAUUCAACAAAUUUUGGUAGAUGGGGUGCAACGUGUAUACAGAUCACAAGGUGUUAGUAUUGCAGAUAAACACUUAGAAAUUAUUGUACGUCAAAUGACAUCCAAAGUUAAAAUUGUUUAUGGUGGACAAACAGGAUUUUUUCCUGGAGAGUUUGUUGAUUUAGAAUUUGUCGAACGUAUUAAUCGUUUUUUAAUGGUGAAAAUCCGAUAUGAACCUGUUGUUCUUGGAAUUACUCGAGCAUCUUUAGAAGUCGAUAGCUUUUUAUCGGCAGCGAGUUUUCAACAAACUACAAAAGUCUUAAGUCGAGCAGCUAUGGAAAAUAAAAAAGAUUUUUUAAAAGGUUUAAAAGAAAAUCUUUUAGUAGGGAAUUUACUUCCAGCUGGCACAGGGUAUAUUGUUCCAAUUUCAGAAAAAAGGUUUUCGAAAAUCCUUAUUGACGAUUGA